CCGGUUAACCUCCAUGAUAAAAUCACUCUCUCACUCCGAUACAGGAAAAAAAAAGAGAGAAAAAUUAGAGCAAAAUUGAACAUCCUUGACUUCAGGCGCCGCCGCCCCGCCGGUGUUCAGCCGCUUUACUCUAUUCACUUGCAUCCAACACCACACCUCAAUUUUAGUGGCGUCUAGCUUGAAGAACCAAUUUCUCAUAUUUGAUUUCUUACAAAAAAAUUAAGUAUGUCCAUGAUGCUCCAAGUUGCAAAGACUUGCUAUCAAUAUCUUGAGCUUAACAUGUAGUGCUUCCGGGUUUGAGCGCAAUUGGAGUGUUUUCGAGCAAGUUAAAUAUAACCAAAAAAAUUGUCUGAAAGACGCGAUAUUAAAGACAAAAUUGAUCCCAUUUCAUUCAACGACAUUGAUGAGUGUAACGAAUGGUUGGUUGGAGAAUUAAAUGAUGUUGAAGUUGUAAACACGACAAUGAUUUGGUUUUUGAUGGUGGUACACUAGACCGGGAAACUGCUUAUGAGGCUUAGGGUUCAGCAAUUGGAGAGUCUACGACAUAUAGUAGGUCAAAAACAUGAAAAGAGUUUUUCACAUCAUCUAGUUUUGUUCGAGGUUCUAAGAAAGACACAAGGACCGCAGCUGCUGCCACAUCAAGAAAAGGAAAAGAAAAAUUGCUGACUUUGGUUGUAGAAAGUAUUCAUGAAGAAGAAUUAAAGCAAGAGCUUGAGCAAGAAGAAGAGGAAGAAGCAUUUGAAGGCGAUGAGGAUGACUAUGUUGCGCUUGAAAUGUUGUUAUGUAUAGACUGCUUGACGUCCGACGCGUGUGGCCACCUCCAUCAGCCACCCUUAUCUAUUCAAAUGAAGGAACAGAAGUGAAGACAAUCAGGGAGAAAUCUUUCAACGCGAAAGUCACAAAAUUUCUAGAGCAUCAUCAAUUACUGACUUUGGAAUGCCAUUCAAAAAUCUUUUCCCAAAUAAUCAAUUUGUUAUCCUUAAGCAACUACCUGAAUCAUCCCUGCCGCUGCUAAGUCUUCAGAGAAGAUUCAGUUGUUCGUCGCAAUCUGAUUUUUCCAACUGGGUUCAACACAACCAAUUGUUUCAAAGGCACCCCAGGUUGCAACUUUUUGAGAAAGGAUGGAUGAAAACACUUCAUCAUCUCAAGCAAUUUGUUGCUUACGUAUUUGUAACGGGUCUUCACCGCAACCCCUUCAUCAUGAGUCGCAUACUCUAUUUGAACUUGGUUGAGUCAGAAGAAUGUAACCUUAUCGAAAAUUCAGAGUUUGGAAUUCAGAUCUUCAGUAGGAUCGAAAGACCCAAUAUUUUUUCAUGGAAUACACUAAUUAGAUUCUUCGCCGGGUUAGAUCCCAUGAUUGCUCUGCAUUAUUACACGAAAAUGGUUAGAGAGAGAAUACUCCCCGACAGAUAUACAUUCACAUUCUUACUCCAGGCUGGUGGGUCUAGUUUGGAUCUGUUUUUUGUGAAACAAGUUCAUUGCCAUGCUCUGAAAUUUGGUUUCGAUCACAAUUUGUAUGUUCAGAAUUCCGUACUCAGUGCCUAUGCAAUUCGGGACUCGGCAAUGGAUGCACGGAGUGUGUUCGAUGAAAUGUCGAACAAAGAUGUCGUUACAUGGACGAGCUUGAUAUCAGGGCUCGUCGCGCAUUCCAAUUACUUGGAAGCACUUCUAGUUUUCAAAGAUUUGAUGGCCGAUGACUGCCAACCACAUCCAAAUGUUGUCACCACCAUCUCUGCAAUGUCAGCUUGUGGUGGUCUAGGAUAUGCAAAUCUUACUAAAUGCUUCCACGCUUUAUUAGAGAAGGCUGGAUGGAUCGAAACUGACGUUUCUAUUUCUAAUUCCCUGAUUGACGCCUAUGCAAAAUGUGGAGAUUUAAGUAACGCAACUAGAGUUUUCGACCAAAUUCAGAAUGUGAAGAAGGAUUUGUAUUCUUGGACAGCCGUUAUCACAGCAUACGGUAUGCAUGGCCAAGGACUAGACGCACUGUGUGUGUUCUCUCAAAUGGAUCCACUCCGCGGACUUGCACCCGAUGCUGUGACCCUUGUCGCGAUUCUUUCAGCAUGUGCACACUCUGGCCUGCUCGACCAAGGUUUGUGCAUUUUUGAGUUGAUGUGGAGAAGGUACAAAAUUAAGCCUGACCUUCGUCACUAUGGAUGCAUUGUUGAUCUCUUGGGAAGAGCUGGGAUGAUUAAACGAGCUUAUAGUGUUGUUGAGAGCAUGCCGAUGGAGCCUAAUCUGGCUGUAUUGGGAUCUUUACUGAGUAGUUGUAGGCUUCACAAUGAGUUGCAGUUUGGUGAAGCUGUUUUAAGAAAGAUUGAGCUUUUGAAAGAGAGAGGAGGAGCGUCAGUGCUCAUAUCUAAUAUGUAUGCUAGUAAGAAUGAGUGGGAUAGAGUGGUUAGCGUAAGGAACAACAUGAGAGAGAGAAUGAAAGGAAAGAUUCCUGGUAGAAGUUGGAUUCAGGUUAAAGAUGAAGUUCAUGAGUUUGUAGCAAGAAAUGAUGUUGAUCCACAGCUGCACAUGGUACUUCGGAGUUUGGAAAAGCUCUCUACACUGUUGUAAGCGUUUUAGUAAUGUCCUCAAUUCGAUUACAAUUUUGUAAGGCAAUAAAACAUCUAGUUCAGACCAGCCAUUUACCAGCAAUUUAGUUGCCGUUGAAAUAUUUGUGUAUAGUGAACCAAAUAGUAGGCAUUCUUUUCUGUUUUACUUUCAAGCUGAUUGAAUGUGUAAUUAUGUAUACCAACUUAAAGAAUGGGCUAUUUGAUAGCUGAAUUCAUGUUCAAAAUUUUACAUUCAUUAUCACA
Salvia hispanica is the source of this 2801-nucleotide messenger RNA. Lineage: Eukaryota; Viridiplantae; Streptophyta; Magnoliopsida; Lamiales; Lamiaceae. The record is from RefSeq and is a predicted model, not a curated record.